Messenger RNA from Rhodofomes roseus, 1565 nucleotides. Its product is annotated as alcohol dehydrogenase. The coding region runs from base 464 to 1492 and encodes 342 amino acids. Gene Ontology annotation, molecular function: oxidoreductase activity, acting on the CH-CH group of donors, NAD or NADP as acceptor. NCBI's taxonomy places the organism in Eukaryota, Fungi, Basidiomycota, Agaricomycetes, Polyporales, Fomitopsidaceae. The transcript is spliced from 9 exons. The record is from RefSeq and is a predicted model, not a curated record.
AUCGUGCUUCAUGGGGCUGGGUGUGCUAUGGUUUUCUUGAUCAGUUCUAGGUGGUCCGCUACGUGGAUGCCCCCGUAGUUACGUUUACGCCCUAUUCGGUCGCUGGCCGCUGGUUUCGGCUCGCGCUCAUCUCGAGUCGUUGCAAGCCGGCCUGUUGCAGCGUGAUCAAGCUGGAUGUACCAUGACAUAUACCUAUGUAUUGGCGAUCUGGAAUGAUUAUUAUCUUCUAUAUAUAUACUUGUGCUCUCCACCGUCCCUGUCCCUCAUGUGUUUGUUUGCGAAUAUAUAUCGAAUCCAACUGUCGGUGUAUCUUGCCUAACGCGUAAUCGAGCGAACCGGUGACCGCCCGGGUGUGUGCCCGUCCCCCGACGACCCGACAUCUUCAACUGAAUCACGUUUGAUUGCAGAACCAUAUGUUCAAAAGAAUGGCCCUCCUAUUCGCAGUAAUAGCACACUGCCCGUCAUGCCGCCAUCCCACAGCACUCGAGUGGUGCUCGCAGAGCGUCCGACGGCGCAGGUAACACCUUCGACGUUCCGCCGGGAGGUCGUGCCGUUUGACUUCAAGGCGGGUCCUGGAGAGGUGGUCGUCAAGGUCGAAUAUGUCUCGAUUGACCCGGCCAUGCGAGGCUGGCUAAAUGAUCGGAGGAGCUACGUUGAACCCGUGAAGAUUGGCGAGGUUAUGCGGGCACUUGGACUGGGUGAGGUGGUUCAGGCCGGGGAGGGGAGCGGGCUCGUCCCGGGAGACCGCGUCACUGGAACGCUCGGAUGGCAGGAGUAUGUUGUGCUGGAUAGCAAGGCGGUGCGGAAGGUAGAUGUGCCCCGCGGGGCGGAAUUCCUGGACUUCCUGGGGCCGCUGAGCAUGACUGGCUUCACCGCGUUUGUGGGCCUCCUGGACAUUGGUCAACUUAAGGCGGGCGAGACCCUCGUCGUCUCCGGUGCAGCAGGUGCGACCGGUUCGAUCGUCUGCCAAAUCGGCAAGCAGAAGGGCGCGAAGGUCUACGCCAUCGCGGGGUCGCCGGAGAAGUGCGCCUGGCUCGAGAAGGAGCUUGGCGUGGACAAGGCGCUGAACUACAAGAGCCCGACGUUCCGUGACGACUUUAAGAAGCACGUCGGGUACUUCGACGUGUUCUUCGAUAACGUGGGCGGGGAGAUCCUGGACUUCUCGCUGUCGAGGAUGAAGAAGAACGCUCGGAUUGUGUUCUGUGGCGCUAUCUCAGAUUAUAACGGCAAGCCGAAGGGCCUAACAGGGUACCUCAACCUUAUCUCACAGCGAGCAAGAAUCGAGGGCUUCAUUGUUUUCGACCACGCAGACCGCUUCCCAGCCGCAUUGCAGUAUUUCGGAGAGAUGCUUGCAGAAGGCAGUCUGAAGCGCAAGUUCCAUAUUGUGGAGGGAGUCGAGAACGCACCUUCGGCGAUGAACCUGCUGUUCACAGGUGGCAACACGGGAAAGCUUGUUGUGAAGAUUGCGAAAGAUUCGAAGGCGAAGCUCUGAGCCAUGGAAUACCCAGAUUGCUUCGCCGAAUAUCAUGUCUAUAUUGACCUAUGAGUCUUCUCUUUAAGAUAUU